AUGGCACCUCAGAAGACAGUCGGUAUCUUGGGUGGUGGUCAGCUCGGUCGGAUGCUCACCCACCCAGCCGCCUUACUCGGUAUUCCCCUCCUAAUCCUCGACUCAGGUCUCUAUACACCCGCCAAACAAACGCUCUUACCUCCAGAAGAUCAUUCAGGUCACUUAGAUGGACCUUUCACAUCUGAAUCGCACAUCCGGGAUUUAGCUAAGAAAUGCGACAUAUUAACUGUUGAGAUCGAACAUGUUAAUGCGGAUGUUUUAGAAGCAGUUGAAAAAGAGGGUUUAUGUGAAGUACAACCUUCACCAUCGACCAUUCGACUGAUUCAAGAUAAAUAUCAACAGAAGAAAUACCUUUCGGAAAAAGGUAUACCCGUUGCUCCAUUUGACGAAUUACCCCUCAACCCCACUGAACAGGAUGUUAAAGCGAUAGUAGGCAAAUUGGGUCUACCUGUGAUGCUCAAAGCGAAGACAUUAGCUUAUGAUGGACGAGGAAAUUCACCUUUGCAAAGUACUUCUUCGGAAAGUAUCAACAAAUCAUUGGAAUUCUUAGGUGAUAGACCGUUAUAUGCUGAGGGGUGGGCACCGUUCGUCAAAGAGGUUGCAGUGAUGGUUGUGAGGAAUAAAGAAGGUCAGGUGAAAUCGUAUGAUGCGGUAGAAACCAUUCAUAGGGAAAGUAUAUUACGAGUGUGCUUGGCACCUCUUAGAGGAGAGAAGGAUCUGAAUCAUCGAGCAAGGGAAUUGGCAGAGAAAGCUGUAGGACAUCUAGAAGGUGCUGGUAUAUUUGGUGUGGAGAUGUUCUUGAUGCCAGAUGGCUCUCUUCUCCUCAACGAAAUCGCCCCUCGUCCCCAUAACUCAGGGCAUCACACUAUCGAAGCCUGCCACACCUCUCAAUUCGAGAACCACCUCCGUGCAAUUCUAUCUCUACCCCUCGGAUCGACCGAGCUCAGAGUACCCUCAGCAGCCAUGGUAAACAUCCUCGGUUCAUCAUCCUCCAUGGAACCUAUCGAAUCCAUGCGGGAUAACGCCCUGACCGUCCCCGGAGCAGCAGUCCACUUAUAUGGGAAGAAAGAAUCUAGGAAAGCUCGUAAAAUGGGUCAUAUCACACUUACUGCACAAUCCGACGCAGAGCUCAACGAGUAUCUCCGAACAGUAUUAUUCGCUCAACCGGACGCAGCGGAUGAAUGGAUCGAUAAAAUCGCUCCUCCGCCAUCUCAGUCUCACUCGCACAAAAAACCUCUCCUGGGGAUUAUAAUGGGUUCAGAUUCGGAUCUACCAGUGAUGUUACCAGCGACAAAGAUUCUGGACCAAUUUGGUAUACCAUACGAACUUACUAUUACCUCUGCGCACAGAACUCCAGAGAGGAUGGUCAAAUAUGCUAAAUCCGCUGCUCACCGUGGUCUGCGAGCGAUCAUUGCCGGAGCAGGUGGGGCGGCACAUCUACCUGGUAUGGUGGCUAGUGAAACUUCGUUGCCUGUCAUUGGAGUACCGGUGAAAGCUAGUGUGUUAGAUGGUGUGGAUAGUUUGUAUAGUAUUGUGCAAAUGCCUAGAGGUAUACCAUGCGCAACAGUAGGCAUCAACAAUUCCACCAAUGCUGCCCUCCUCGCUAUAAGGAUACUAGGAACGUCGAUACCGAAUUAUCAGCUGGCCACUGAGGAAUAUUCUAAGAAAUUGGAGAAUGAAGUGUUGGAUAAAUGUGAGAAGUUGGAAGAAAUAGGUUGGGAAGGUUAUGUAAAGGAUGUUUUGAAGAAAUAA
Molecule: messenger RNA, 1752 nt
Organism: Kwoniella botswanensis
Lineage: Eukaryota; Fungi; Basidiomycota; Tremellomycetes; Tremellales; Cryptococcaceae
Product: phosphoribosylaminoimidazole carboxylase
Exons: 4
Coding region: 1-1752 (583 amino acids)
Biological process (GO): 'de novo' IMP biosynthetic process
Molecular function (GO): ATP binding; metal ion binding; phosphoribosylaminoimidazole carboxylase activity
Source: RefSeq, a predicted model, not a curated record